Anguilla rostrata (American eel) is the source of this 3529-nucleotide messenger RNA. RefSeq names its product sodium-dependent phosphate transport protein 2A-like. NCBI's taxonomy places the organism in Eukaryota, Metazoa, Chordata, Actinopteri, Anguilliformes, Anguillidae. The transcript is spliced from 14 exons. Gene Ontology annotation, molecular function: sodium:phosphate symporter activity. Gene Ontology annotation, biological process: intracellular phosphate ion homeostasis; sodium-dependent phosphate transport. Gene Ontology annotation, cellular component: brush border; apical plasma membrane; vesicle. The record is from RefSeq and is a predicted model, not a curated record. Bases 485 to 2479 code for a protein of 664 amino acids.
ACCGGCAUUCAAUUAUCUUUCGUGUUUAACUACUUGUAACUUUGACACUUAAAUGCAAGCGUUAGCCCUACACUUUUUUUUAUUCGCAAACUCAGUUGGCCGAGUUAAUUUUCAUGAUUGAUGAACUCGCCAAACUGUGUUUGUGAAUUCAGUUGCAAAUAAAAAGGUUUAUUGAAUCCAGGCGUUAGGCGUCACUGAAUGGCUGUAGCCUAAAUUUCAUGGCCGAAUCUAGUUAGACUAAAUUAAAUCUAGCAUCUGUUGAAAUGUUUAUUUGAACCGAAUGGAUUUCUGCAUAUUAGAUGCCUGCUAAUGAAGCAGCUUUUUCCUGACUGCUCCACCGCCGCUGCUAUACAUCGUUGCAGCUGAUUGAUGCGCACGUGCUUCCUGUCCUCACAACAGUUCCAAAUAACAGGCGGAGAUUCACACGCGAAGAUAAUAUAGCUCUCAUCAGAGAUCAAAAGAAGCGUACCGUUUGGGAGUAGCCAUGUCCCAUCCCGUCAAGAUAAGCCCAACCCUCGGGGCACGGACAGUCGACCGCCAAGGGGCGGGGUUCGGGGGCGCCACGCCCCGUCCGUUCCCCGAACCCGAGAUGGUGGCUUCCGGGUCCACCCUGGAUCUCAUCGGCAACUGCGAGAGGAGCGAGGCGGAGUGCCACCCCCCAAAACCGUGGGAGGAGCAGAGGCUGCCCAAAGUGAAAGUCCCCGCAGAGCCAAGGAGGGAGAAGAUGGCCGAAAUGAAAUCUCUCUUCGUCAACAUCGCCAAGAUACCCUCGCUCCUCUUCCUCCUCUUCAUGUUCGUCUGCUCCCUGGACGUCCUGAGUUCCUCCUUCCAACUGGCCGGGGGAAAGGUGGCGGGGGACAUCUUCAAGGACAACGCCAUCCUCUCCAACCCCGUGGCCGGACUGGUGGUGGGAAUACUGGUGACUGUGCUGGUGCAAAGCUCCAGCACCUCCACCUCCAUCAUCGUCAGCCUGGUGUCCUCAGGACUUCUGGACGUGAAGUCAGCCAUUCCCAUAAUCAUGGGAUCCAAUAUCGGGACGUCUGUCACCAACACCAUCGUGGCCCUCAUGCAGGCAGGAGAGAGGACACAGUUCCAGAGGGCCUUCGCGGGAGCUACCAUCCACGACUGCUUCAAUUGGCUGUCGGUGCUGGUCCUGCUCCCCUUGGAGGUGGCUACAGGGCUGAUGGGUCACAUGGCCCGAGCUGUCAUUCAGUGCUUCAGCAUCCGCAGCGGGGAGGAGGCUCCGGAGCUCCUGAAGGUCAUCACGGAACCCUUCACCAAGCUCAUCAUACAGCUGGAUAAGUCUGUCAUUACCGGCAUCGCCGUAGGAGACGAGGUCCUGAGGAACAGGAGCCUGGUGAAAGUCUGGUGUAGGACCCGUCCGGUUGUGACCCUUGUCAACGUGAGUGACUCUGCCACUGCGUCCGCACACAACGGGACCUCCGUCUGGACCCUGCAGAACGUCACGUCGCAAGUCAACGUCCAAAAAUGUAGGCACCUGUUCGUGGACACCUCCAUGUCAGACCUGGCCGUGGGUCUCCUCCUGCUGGCCUGCUCCCUGGUCGUCCUCUGCUCCUGCCUGGUGCUCCUGGUCAAGAUCCUCAACUCUCUGCUCAAAGGCCAGGUGGCCAAAGCCAUCCAGAAGGUCAUCAACACAGAUUUCCCUUACCCUUUUGGCUGGCUGGCGGGUUACCUGGCCAUGUUCGUUGGCGCGGCGAUGACCUUCGUGGUUCAGAGCAGUUCCGUUUUCACCUCCGCCAUCACGCCACUGAUUGGGUUAGGCGUGAUCAGCCUCCAGCGGGCCUACCCUCUGACCCUGGGCUCGAACAUCGGCACCACCACCACCGCCAUCCUCGCCGCCCUGGCCAGUCCUGGAGACAGGCUGGCCGCGGCCUUCCAGAUUGCCCUGUGCCACUUCUUCUUCAACAUUUUGGGGAUCCUGCUGUGGUACCCCGUGCCCGCCACCCGCCUGCCCAUCCGAAUGGCGGAAAAGCUUGGCGAGUGCACCGCCAAGUACCGCUGGUUCGCCGUGCUGUACCUGGUGGUGUGCUUCCUGCUGCUGCCCUCGCUGGUCUUCGGCCUGUCCAUGGCGGGAUGGCGGGUGAUGGUGGGCGUGGGCGCGCCCUUCGCGGGCAUCAUGGUCUUCAUCGUCUUCGUCAACGCGCUGCAGGCCCGCAGCCCCGGGCACCUGCCCCGCCUGCUGCGCUCCUGGGAUUUCCUGCCCGCCUGGAUGCACUCCCUCAAGCCCAUGGACCGGCUGGUCACCAAGGCGACGCUGUGCUGCGGCCCCGCCUCCGCCUCCGCCCCCCCGCCGCCGGCCCCGCCCCCUUUCGCCGCCGCCAAGUUCGCCGAGGCUGAGAGGAAGGCCCAGAUGGCGCACGACAACCCCGCCCUCACCUACGUGGACGAGAGCCCCCCCCCGCACGUGCCCGUCUUCAAACUGCGGGGGCUGGAGCGGUGUCACAGCACCCCCCUUUAAUAACAGAACAGUAAGGGGGGAGGGGGGGGGGACACUAUAGGGAUGGGGAGAAGCGUUUUAUACACGUACUUUAAAAAUAUAUUUUUUAAAUGGUUAUUGAUAAAGGAGAAGAACAGGUUUACCCUUUGAAAUGUAAUAUGUAAAAUAAUAUUAUCAGUGUUUUACACAGAGGUGGGAUACUUUACCUUAGGAUGCCUUUGAAUCACCCAUUUUUUCAUUUUUGCUCGCAAUACUGGUGUUAUGAAAUGUUCAUAAUCCCUGGGAGAGGAGAGACAGGAUCGCCGUGUGUAAAUGUUCUUCCUGAAGAGGCGUGUUGGGCAAAUUCGGCAGAGGGACAUUGCCUGAAGAUGCCCUCUCAUAAUUUCAUUUCAUGUCUUUUUUAUAAACAAACAUCAGAACACAGCCCACACAGUGAAGACUGUAAACGGCGUCCUGUUUUGGUGACACUCACUGUUCCGGCUGAGGUCAGUCACCUGGCCACAGGUGAGAAUGGAGAUCUGGGGGCUUGAGUUGUGGUAACCGCUUUUCUGUGGUUACCGCGGUUACGUAGGUACACGAGUCACAUGACACAGUUUGAGGAGCUUGUGUGGUGCAUUUGUUGGCUAGAGUGGACCCAUCAGUACAUGAGUGCUUUAUUUUCUCCUGGCCUGAUGAUUUUUUUCAUUUCCUUUCAUUUUCAUUUGUACACUUUAUUAAAAAAAAUUUUUUUGCAUGCUGUUAUGUUAACAAGCACUCUCGCUUGACCUUUUCUGACAAGGUCACGGCAAUAGUCCCGCGAUGGCCUCACAAACCGUGGUGGUCUCGUGUGACCUCGGGCUUCUGAAUUCACAGCAGUGUGCGGCCAGCACAGAGAACAUUUAAAUUCAAAGAAAAUGUAUAUCAUGAGCGCCUGUCAUGUGGAUAAUAAUCCUGUUGACCCUGCGGUACGUACAGCUACAAAGCCCUGCAUUAUCCACGGUCAUGAGACGCUUUUAAAGCGCACAAAUCAAGAAGAAAAAAUGCUCACACUAGAUAUAAUAUUAUUAAAUGCUGCUCCAGUAUGAGCCAAUC